Molecule: messenger RNA, 876 nt
Organism: Papilio xuthus (Asian swallowtail)
Lineage: Eukaryota; Metazoa; Arthropoda; Insecta; Lepidoptera; Papilionidae
Product: trypsin CFT-1-like
Exons: 4
Coding region: 53-829 (258 amino acids)
Biological process (GO): proteolysis
Molecular function (GO): serine-type endopeptidase activity
Source: RefSeq, a predicted model, not a curated record
GAAACAACACGCUAUUGUACAGUUUCAGUUUUAAGAAUCGUAUAACGCAAAGAUGCGUGUAUUUUACAAUAUCAUUUUCCUGAUAAUAGGCCUUGCAUCAGUUUUGGCAUUUCCUGGAAAACAGCAAAGGAUUAUAGGUGGGUCAAUAACCACUAUAGAUAGAUACCCAUUUGCGGCAUCUCUCUUGUUCUCUUGGAACCUUCAGCAAUAUACACAAUCAUGUGGUGGUACUAUAAUUACUAAUCGAGCGGUUCUUUCAGCGGCUCAUUGCUUUUACGGUGAUUCGGCGGCAAGAUGGCGCAUUCGUGUUGGGUCGUCGUUCGCCAACACCGGUGGCGAUGUUCACAAUACCGCUCAGAUAAUCAUUCAUCCUAACUUCGAUUAUGAACAUUUCGAUAGCGACUUAGCCAUAAUGCGCGUUGCCACUCCAUUCGUGUACAACAACCGAGUGCGCGCCGGUAGCAUUGCGGGCGUCAAUUACAAUCUUGCAGAUAACCAAGCCGUUUGGGCUGUAGGAUGGGGUCUAACAGCGGUAAACGGCACUACGUCUGAGCAACUACGUCACGUCCAAAUUUGGUCAAUCAACCAGAGUAUUUGCAAGAGUCGCUACAACGAACUUGGCGAACAAAUCACAGAAAACAUGUUAUGCUCCGGUUGGCUGAACGUGGGAGGUCGUGACCAGUGCCAGGGAGACUCCGGUGGUCCCUUACUGCACAAUAACGUCGUCGUUGGCGUCUGUUCCUGGGGAGAGAAGUGCGCUCUCGCCCGCUACCCCGGCGUUAAUACUCGAGUUUCACGCUUUACUUCUUGGAUCCAAGCUAAUGCCUAAUGUGUUUUUGAACGCAAUAAAUUAUAGAGCAUAUUGUUUUUCUUGAA